Molecule: messenger RNA, 1522 nt
Organism: Pseudopipra pipra
Lineage: Eukaryota; Metazoa; Chordata; Aves; Passeriformes; Pipridae
Product: 3 beta-hydroxysteroid dehydrogenase/Delta 5-->4-isomerase-like
Exons: 5
Coding region: 192-1433 (413 amino acids)
Biological process (GO): steroid biosynthetic process
Molecular function (GO): 3-beta-hydroxy-Delta5-steroid dehydrogenase (NAD+) activity
Source: RefSeq, a predicted model, not a curated record
AUUGAAGUUGAUUUUGAGCAUUUUCUGAUUUGUUAAUUUAAUUCACUUACAGUAGUUUUAAAGUAUUUUUCCUUUGCAUGAAAAAAUCUGUAAGCUACUGCUGAAUAGCAAUAGCUAGCAAAAGCAGGAGGUGAACCAGCCUGCCUAAGCUCAAGAGACAGCCAGUUUGACACCGAGGAGCAACCAGAGCAAUGUCCCUGGCUGGGGUAAGCUGUCUGGUGACAGGAGCAGGAGGAUUUCUUGGCCAGAGGAUUGUCCGCUUGCUUUUGGAAGAAGAGGAGGCUCUGGCUGAGAUCAGACUGCUGGACAAAGCCUUUAGUGAGGAAGCACUCGGCAGAUUUGAAAAGUUCAAGGGUAAGACUGAGGUGAAAAUCCUGGAAGGGGACAUCCGAGAUGUGACAUUCCUGCACCGUGCCUGUCAGGGAGUCUCCCUCGUCAUCCACACGGCUUCCCUCAUUGACACCCUGGGCCUCAUAGAGAAGAAGUUGCUCUGGGAAGUCAAUGUAACAGGUACUCAGCUACUGCUGGAGGCAUGUGUCCGCUGUAACGUCCAGCACUUCAUAUACACCAGUACCAUAGAAGUGACAGGCCCAAACUGCAGAGGUGACCCAAUUUUCAAUGGUGACGAAGAUACAGCUUAUGAGAGCAUAUCGAAAUUUCCUUACGCCCAAAGUAAGAGACUGGCAGAGGAUUCUGUGCUGAAAGCAGAUGGCCAGGUGCUAAAGGAUGGCGGCACACUGAUGACCUGUGCCCUGAGAUCCAUGUACAUUUUUGGAGAAGGAUGUCCGUUUCUUCAAGGUCAUCUGGAUAAGUGCCUGUUGAACCAAAAUGUCUACCUGCGCUUCUCCAGGAAGGAGGCUCUGGUGAACCCUGUGUACGUGGGGAAUAUCGCCUGGGCACAUGUGCAGGCGGCCAAAGCCCUGAGAGUCCCGCAGAAAGCCAAGCAUGUCAGGGGGAAGUUCUACUACAUCUCAGAUGACACUCCUCACAUGAGCUACGCAGACCUAAAUUACGAGCUGACCAAGGACCUGGGGUUUGGAAUCGAGCCCAAGCUCCCCAUGCCUCUGACAAUGUUGUAUUACUUCUCACUGCUGCUGGAGAUCGUGAGCUUCUUGCUCCGGCCCUUUGUCAGAUACAUCCCCUCCACCAACCGUCACCUGGUCACCCUCCUGAAUACUCCAUUCACCUUUUCUUACAGAAAAGCACAAAAGGAUUUUGGCUAUGUGCCUCGCUACACGUGGGAAGAGGCCAAGCAGUGUACUGGGUGCAGGGAGGGCCAGCAGAAGGUGAAGUGGAGAGAUGGAUCCAAGCACCCACACACCCUGAGCACCGUUGGGUUUGCAUCUGUGUUGUCUUUCACUUCAGGUGUCUGCUCAAAAUGGUGGAGUGCCUGUAAUAAAAAAUACCGAAAUCCUGAGGGAAUGGGUACCUGAACACAUUACUCUGCUGCUCAGCAGAGAGAGCCUGUGCACGCUGUUACCCAAUAACAAACACAAGCUAAUAAAGAUACUCUGAGAACAGG